Molecule: messenger RNA, 393 nt
Organism: Opisthorchis viverrini
Lineage: Eukaryota; Metazoa; Platyhelminthes; Trematoda; Opisthorchiida; Opisthorchiidae
Exons: 3
Coding region: 1-393 (130 amino acids)
Source: RefSeq, a predicted model, not a curated record
AUGAUAUUAGAGCUUGGAAACCGAAACCACUUUGUUACCCAAACGUCAGAUGCUGGGAUCAUGGAUGUCGGCCGCUUGGAUGACAGCAAUGAACCUAUGCUAAACGAACGUGACACGCAGUAUCUUUCUUGGCGUUCAUCUGACAGUCGUAGCGCCCUGGUGAAUCCCUUUACAAAUGUGUGGCUGUUUGGAUGUAACAGUCCUAUAUCUCGUUCCAGUCUUGCUCAAUGUUGGCUCCCAGUCUCCAUCUCCACCGAAAGAUUCGAACUGGAAAUCAUCGACGCGCCCAGACAUGUGCAGAGAAUGACGCAUGCCCAAGGUCACCAUCCGUACGACACGUUUCGGAUAGCAGAUGCGUUGGCCGAGCUGACCAAACUCGGUUUAGCAACAUAA